CUUCUCCGCAUCUAGCUACACUAUAGUGGGGCAUUGCCAAAGAGGUCCUCUUAAGCUGCCCUACUUCUAGUAUGACCUCACGGAGGUAGAAUCCCGACGGCUAUUGGACACCAAGCCUUUUUCCAGAUAGUUUUCCCAAUUUUGCCAGGCCCUAGCCCCACCCAGCUAAGCUCCGUUCCAUUAACAUGGUCUUACCUGCGACAAUCCCUAUAUAUCACCUAUAUUAUCACCUAUAAUGCCAUGCAAGAUUCCGCCAGGGCGGGUCGCCACACGACUCAAGCCGUCCUAACGACAGAGUGCCCAGAGACUCCAUGAAUAUGGAAAGAUAUUACUACUUCCGGUGGGCCAUUGUGAGGGGAUAAGAUCGGCGGCCUUACUUUCAGCCUGGUAAGUGUAAGUAGUUCAGCACGGUCGUGACAUCUUUAAAGGCUGGCCGGUUUCCGGAUUGCGUGCUGCUCCUUUUUUUUUGUUUCUUACCUUCAUGCCGUAAACUCGAUACGAAAAUACAGCUAGUUCGAACAUAUCUCAAAAGGAACAAUGCAGCUUACAGCAACCUUGGGACUCGCGGUCCCCUUGCUAGCGCAGUUAGCAUCGGCGCAGGCGUCCGGGUCGGGAAAGACGACACGAUAUUGGGACUGCUGCAAGCCGAGCUGCGCAUGGUCACAGAAGACCGACAGCGGGAAAAUGAUCGGUACCUGUAGCAAGGCGGACCAGCCGCUCGGCGACAACGGAGCGACCAAGAGCGCGUGCGACAGCGGCGGCUCGGCAUACAUGUGCAGCAACCAGAGCCCGUGGGCUGUUGACGAUACUCUCAGUUACGGAUGGGCCGCCGUGAGGAUCCAGGGACAGACCGAGACUACCUGGUGCUGCGCUUGCUACGAAUUGACCUUUACCAGCGGUCCGGUUAGCGGCAAGAAGAUGAUCGUCCAGGCCAGCAACACGGGAGGUGACUUGGGCGAGAAUCACUUUGAUCUUGCGAUCCCCGGCGGCGGUGUCGGGAUCUUCAACGCCUGCACGGACCAGUACGGCGCUCCGGCUAACGGGUGGGGCGAGCGGUACGGCGGUGUGAGCUCGCGCUCGGCUUGCGACGGGUUCCCCGAGGCGCUGAAGGCCGGCUGCUACUGGCGCUUCGACUGGUUCGGCGGCGCGGACAACCCGGCCGUCUCCUUCAAGCAGGUCACGUGCCCCUCGGCCCUCACCGAGAAGAGCGGCUGCUCUCGCAACAGCUAGGCGCAACGGUCGAGAGAUGGGUUGGUAUAGGGACUGGGGUUCCGAAGAAAGGGGGAAGAGGGAGUAUAACUUGGGUGGAUGUAUAUAGGUUGGGAGAUGCGAUGGAAGGUAUAUAGAAACUUUACGUAUAUUAAAGGCAUUUAAAUUUAGCGGCGAUUCUUGCGUUGCUGGUUUUUUUUCUUUUCGUAGCGUUAUGAUUCCUAGUUACAGGUACCUAUGUGUUCCAUGUUUGGGAACCCCUUAUUGUUAGGGACGUUAUAGGAGUUUAUAAAUCCCAACUGAAACAAGUGACACUGUCUCUGUUAAGACUCGAUGCGAUUCUAUUGGAUCUGUGUUAUCAUAUGUAUUGAAAUUGCCAUUGUUGUAAAUAAAAUGCGGUGUUUUGCUUUGGCUCC
Messenger RNA from Daldinia decipiens, 1625 nucleotides. Its product is annotated as glycoside hydrolase family 45 protein. The coding region runs from base 538 to 1230 and encodes 230 amino acids. The transcript is spliced from 3 exons. Gene Ontology annotation, molecular function: cellulase activity. Gene Ontology annotation, biological process: carbohydrate metabolic process. The record is from RefSeq and is a predicted model, not a curated record. NCBI's taxonomy places the organism in Eukaryota, Fungi, Ascomycota, Sordariomycetes, Xylariales, Hypoxylaceae.